UUUGUAGUGUUUGUGAUUAAAGUUAUAAAUAUCGUGUUUUCAGUGAAAUUUUUUAUAUAAUGGGUACGUAAAGGGAACUAAGCACGAUAUCCAAUAAUAAAAGGAUUUAUGCAUGUAACGGAGCCAAUCUGCCAAUGAGAUUCGAACGACAUAUGAUGUCUGCGUCGAAUAAGAAGCCUACGCUGCUGCCACUACGUAAAGGUCGGGGCAUAGUGUGCGAGUGCUCGGGCGCCAGCGCGUGUCCUGACGGCGCGCCGAACGGCACCUGCAGCACGCAGCCCGGCGGCUACUGCUUCGUGGCGGUGGAAGAGGUGCUCGAUGACAAUGGGCUGGUCGUGCUCGACAGGACCGCGGGCUGCCUGCCGCCUGAUGAGUCUGGCUUUAUGCAGUGCAAGAGCUCACAAGUGCCACACCAGCACCCGAAGGUGAUCGAGUGCUGCUCGCGCGACCUGUGCAACCGGCGGCUGCACCCCGCGCUGCCCGAGCCGCCGCCCGAGGUGACGGAGGCGCCGCGCGCGGGCGGGCCGGGCGCCGCCAGCCCCGCCGCCAAGUAUGCAAUUAGCUUUAUGAAAAUGUAUUUGACCGUCGAAGAUUUUACAUCAACGCCAUCUAGUGGCUAUUGA
This is a messenger RNA of Zerene cesonia (dogface butterfly), 623 nucleotides long. RefSeq names its product bone morphogenetic protein receptor type-1B-like (gene tkv). The transcript has 6 exons. Lineage: Eukaryota; Metazoa; Arthropoda; Insecta; Lepidoptera; Pieridae. Gene Ontology annotation, cellular component: membrane. The record is from RefSeq and is a predicted model, not a curated record. Gene Ontology annotation, molecular function: transmembrane receptor protein serine/threonine kinase activity. The coding region runs from base 135 to 623 and encodes 162 amino acids.